GGCCAGAACAAUUCGAAGUACAUUAUUUCACUCUACUAUAGAAAGAGAAUCGCAAUACAUAACUACGCUAUCUCUUCAAAGAACUUUCAAGAUAUCGUUCAGUGAUUUUGUCUAAACCCGAGAACAAUUUGAAACCUGUGACUUAACCAUUGAUAUCUAUUCAAAAUGGGUGCUGUUGUGUCCUGUAUCCAAAGCGUCUUCCACGCCAUCGGUGCCUGUCUCAUGGGCAUCGUCAAUACCAUCGGCUCCGUCUGCAAAGCAAUCAUAGACGGCGUCGUCACCCUCUUAGACGUGAUCAUCUCCUGUCUGACCUGCGGCUACUGUGGACGGCGGAGGAGAGGAACAACGCGGACACGGCGGUCCAGGAUCUAAGUUGUGAACCGCGGCGCGCGAUGAGUUACGAUGGAUACGCAUGAUGUUUCGCCUUUGGUUUCUAUCGGCUUUUGUGUUUUCAGUUCUAUUCCCCACAAGUGUAUUAUAACAAUGCAAUCUUAAUAGAAGCGCAUGCUGAUUAAACAUUUUAUCAUAUAUG
This is a messenger RNA of Aspergillus nomiae NRRL 13137, 532 nucleotides long. RefSeq lists its product as uncharacterized. The record is from RefSeq and is a predicted model, not a curated record. Lineage: Eukaryota; Fungi; Ascomycota; Eurotiomycetes; Eurotiales; Aspergillaceae. The transcript is spliced from 2 exons. The annotation marks the transcript as partial.